Molecule: messenger RNA, 693 nt
Organism: Gregarina niphandrodes
Lineage: Eukaryota; Apicomplexa; Conoidasida; Eugregarinorida; Gregarinidae
Exons: 1
Coding region: 1-693 (230 amino acids)
Source: RefSeq, a predicted model, not a curated record
AUGUCAGCGGGCGGUUGGAUGCUGCAGCAUAUGCGUCGCGGCGCGCGCGCGCAGGCUGCUUCUUCUUGUGUGGACAGCGCAUGGGUGGACAGUGCGUGGGUGGAUAGUACGUCGAAUGAGGACGCGUGCUGCAGUAGUUCUGAGAGCUGGGCGGCGUUGGAUGAGGGCGAGCCGUGCGUAGGACGUGGCUGUGGGGCGGGUUGUUGCGGAAACGCGGCAGCACACACGUUUGCGGAAGGCGUGCGACGGUACCUGCACUCGGGUAGUGAAGACGUGUACAGCGAAGCAGACUCAGACAUCGCAAGAGCGGACGUUCGCGACAUCGCAAACAACUUCUUUUUCGAACGCGGCGGCUCCAGACGCCGCAUUCGUACUCCUGAGUUCCCUGCCUCCCGCAAGUCCUCCACGGACUCCAACGAAUCCAUGCCACCUGCCCUGACCGCCCUUUAUCGCCUGGUUCGUGAACUCAACGGUGCCGCACCCGACCUACGAUCCGGACCGGGCUUCGACCUAACGUCGGAGCUACGAUCCGGAUUGGGUUUUGGACCCGGUUCUGCACCGAAUUCCGAACUGCGGUCGGGCUCUGAACUACGGUCGGGGCUGGGCUCUGAGCUACGGUCGGCGGCGGCCGAGGGCAGUAGUAACGAAACGGAACUAAUGAUCCGAACUUUGGUCAAGUUGUUUACGACGUAA